Jatropha curcas is the source of this 1159-nucleotide messenger RNA. RefSeq lists its product as uncharacterized. The record is from RefSeq and is a predicted model, not a curated record. Lineage: Eukaryota; Viridiplantae; Streptophyta; Magnoliopsida; Malpighiales; Euphorbiaceae.
ACAUAAAUUGACAAAUAAAAUAUUUUGGCCAGUGUAAAAGAAAAGAUGGGAAAAAAUCCCAUCUUUCUUUGAACGGUCUAUCUUCUCUCAAUCCCAGUUAACUUCAUUCCCAUUUGCAUAUGGAAAAAAUCAACAUCCCGCCGCCAUUAAAGAUCUAUAAAGAGUUUUAAACCAUUAAGAAAGAAGACUUUCUUGCAGUUCUCUGUUCCCUCUGUUUUUUACUAUGGCUCUGUUUUCUUCAAUCUUGACUUCCCCACUCUCUAUAUCAACCCCAAUUCGCCAGCCGAUAAAGAUCAAAAGGCGGUUGCUUUUUCCCUUGGCUACUUUAAGUUCAUCAUCACCAUCAUCUCCUGAAUCAGCAGCAGCACCAGUUACAACUAGGCCCCUUGAUUCUUCCAAGACUCCAUCAACAACUUUUGUUGAAUCCUCAAGAACCCAUGACUCUAGUUUCAAUUAUGCACUCGCAAACCCAACUGGUAACAACCCAUUUGUUCGAUUUGUUCGCUCCACUGAAUCUAACAUUGAAAGGGUAAUUUUUGAUUUCCGCUUCUUGGCACUUCUGGCUAUAGGAGGUUCAUUGGCCGGUUCCCUCUUGUGCUUCUUAAAUGGUUGUGUUUACAUCUUUGAUGCAUACAAAGUCUAUUGGUCAAGCUGUGUUAAGGGAAUUCAUACCGGACAGAUGGUUCUACGUUUAGUUGAAGCUAUUGAUGUUUAUCUUGCUGGAACUGUGAUGCUAAUUUUUGGGAUGGGCUUAUAUGGAUUGUUUAUUAGCAAUGUGCCUCCUGAUGUUUCUCCCCAAGUUGAUCGAGCCCUGAAAGGCUCUUCAUUAUUUGGAAUGUUUGCUUUGAAGGAGAGGCCAAAAUGGAUGAAAAUAAGCUCACUGGAUGAGUUGAAGACAAAAGUAGGACAUGUUAUUGUUAUGAUUCUUUUAGUGAAGAUGUUUGAGAGGAGCAAAAUGGUAACAAUAGCAACUGGAACGGAUUUAUUAAGCUAUUCUGUUUGUAUUUUCUUGUCAUCUGCUUCUUUGUACAUCCUUCACAAUCUGCACAAGUCAGAGUCAGAGUGAGGAUGAGGAUGUUAGAUUUAGAACAGAUUGUAAUGUAAUAAUACCAUAAAAUGUAAUUAUCAUUAUUAUUUGUUUCAUUAUUGAGAUGAUAUA